This is a messenger RNA of Aspergillus saccharolyticus JOP 1030-1, 1371 nucleotides long. Its product is annotated as DUF1479 domain-containing protein. The record is from RefSeq and is a predicted model, not a curated record. Bases 1 to 1371 code for a protein of 456 amino acids. The transcript is spliced from 2 exons. NCBI's taxonomy places the organism in Eukaryota, Fungi, Ascomycota, Eurotiomycetes, Eurotiales, Aspergillaceae.
AUGACCAAGGCCGCGGGCAAUAUCUCGAGUGUCUUUCCCAGUCUGCGACCCGACUACAAGCCAGAGCCUUUGCCCUCUCGCUUUCGAGAUUUGAAGCUACAAUACUUCCAGAAAAAUGAGAAAGCACUGAAGCAGAGCUGGAAGCGACUUCUUCCCAGCCUGGAAGAAGAAGUUCAACAGAUCAAAUUGAAAGGAAGCGACAUCAUACCCUCCGUGAAAUACUCCGACGUAGUCAAUGGCACCGUUCCUGAUGCGACCCUCGCGGAAAUCCAUCACCGCGGCUCGGUGGUCAUCCGGAACGUCGUCCCUCGCUCACAAGCCCUAAGUUGGAAGACUCAAGUCCAAGAGUACAUCGCCGCCAACCAAGAGCGCGUGAAAGCCUUCCCCGUCGAUUCUCCUGCGGUCUACGAGCUGUACUGGACCCCGUCGCAAGCCGCCGCGCGCAGCAACGCCCACAUGCUUGCGACGCAGCGAUUCCUGCAACGGCUCUGGCACUCCUCCGACCCCAGCACGCGCAUCUCGACGCGCAACCCACUCACUUAUGCCGACCGGCUCCGCAUCCGUCAACCGGGCGACGCCAAGUUCACGCUGGGCCCGCACAUUGACGGCGGCUCGCUCGAACGCUGGGAGGACCCGGAGUACGCGCGCGUCUACGCGUCCAUUCUGGCCGGGCGGUGGGAGGACUACGACCCCUGGGACGCGAAGCACCGUGUCGCCGCCAAGAUGGACCUGUACAACGGGGCGGGCGCCUGCUCGAUGCUCCGCUUCCUCCAGGGCUGGCUGUCCAUGUCGCACACCGCGCCGGGCGAGGGCUCCCUGCACGUCUGCCCCAUGCUCCGCCACAGCACCGCCUACACCAUCCUGCGGCCCUUUUUCGACCCCCACUCCGGCGAACCCCUGCUGGACAACACCUUCCCCGGUUCGGUGCCCGGUGCCUGCCAGGAGUACAAUCCUAUCACUCACCCGCACCUCGAGCUCGAGGCCACCAUGGUUUCCGUUCCCGAGGUCGAGCCAGGGGAUUAUGUGGCCUGGCACUGCGAUUCGCUGCACUCGGUCGAUAGAGAGCAUCGGGGGACCGGGGAUUCCAGUGUCAUGUACAUUCCCGCCACGCCCAUGUGUGAGAUGAAUGUGGAGUAUCUGGUGAAGCAGCGGCAGGCGGCCCUGUCAUACUCCCCGCCGUGGGACUUCCCCGGCGCCGGGGGUACCGGUGAAGCGGGCUUCAAAGGCGCCCUGGAUUGGGAGACUAUCACUCCCGAGGGGCGAAGGGCGAUGGGUCUGGGGCAGAGUCCUUGGGAGGUGACGACGGAUAUGAGCGAGGGGGAGAAGGCAGUGGUCAAGGCCGCGAAUGAACUCUGCUUUGGGCAGAUUUGA